Acanthopagrus latus (yellowfin seabream) is the source of this 663-nucleotide messenger RNA. RefSeq names its product overexpressed in colon carcinoma 1 protein. Lineage: Eukaryota; Metazoa; Chordata; Actinopteri; Spariformes; Sparidae. The coding region runs from base 411 to 599 and encodes 62 amino acids. The record is from RefSeq and is a predicted model, not a curated record. The transcript has 6 exons.
UUCCCCUGGUUACCCGGGAAACCAUGUCAGGGUGGAGGAAAAGAGCAAAUCAUGUGAGGGCAUAGCAUCUCUCUCCCCUCUCUCUCCUGGUGUGUGUGUGAGUGUGUGUGUAUAAAAGCCUCUCUCUCCAUGCUUUCACUUUGCUCUCAGCUCUCCUUCGCGUUGCAGAGAGGAGCGAGACUGACGGGAGUGGGGCACAACCGAGUGAGAGCUCGGUGUCACAGUGGGAGACGUUCCUUUGACCUUCACUCUAACUCACUUUCCCCUCUCUCCCAAUGUGUUUGGGGUCUCCCCCCUUUCCUUCUUCUCUUCCUCUUCCUCCUCCCCCUCCUCCUUCUCCCUCUCCUUCUUCCUCUCCUUCUUGUUAAGCGUCCCCGGCUCUGCUCGUACGGUGGCUGCAUCGAUGCAAAAUGGGUUGUGGCAAUUCCUCAGCCACCAGCACCUCAGGAGGGGGGCCAGCAGAAGUCUCCAAAGAUGUGACAGAAGAACCUGCUGUAGAAGAUGAGAAAAGAAGGAACUAUGGUGGUGUGUAUGUGGGUCUACCAGCAGACCUGAGCACUGUGGCUGCCAGUCAGUCCAAGGCCACACGGAAAGACUAGCAGCUACCGAAGGGAGCACAACACAGAAUUCUACAUAUUCAUUCACCAAAAAAAAAAAAAAAAA